Branchiostoma floridae (Florida lancelet) is the source of this 2593-nucleotide messenger RNA. RefSeq lists its product as uncharacterized. The record is from RefSeq and is a predicted model, not a curated record. Gene Ontology annotation, molecular function: calcium ion binding. NCBI's taxonomy places the organism in Eukaryota, Metazoa, Chordata, Leptocardii, Amphioxiformes, Branchiostomatidae.
CGGGUUCACAGGUGGCCGGGCGGCCUGCGGCGGAUGUCUGGUCCCUGCGCGAUAAGCUCUCGGCUCGGAGCGGGACUUCUUGCGUUACAUCUAUCAUGCUUUGACAUUCAUCACACUAGACAGAGCGUGAACCUUUCACGGGUCUGUUGGCCUACUUGCCUUGGUUGAGUUGUUGCCAGACUGGAUUGUCGUGUUUUAUUUGUGGUUGCCAAGAUGCAGUACUACGCGUGUCCGCGAGGAGCGCUUCUGCUGGUGUGUGCCGUGCUGUUGAGCGGAAGCCGGGGGGUGUCAGCAGGUGGCUGUAACCUGAACCCCUGCCGCCAUGGUGGCACCUGCGUCAGCCUGGAGGGUGCGCAUGCGUACCGGUGUGAAUGUACAGCAGAGUAUGUGGGACAACACUGUGACUUUCUCAUGGAAGAUUGUGGGCAUCAGGUCGGCCUGGCGGAUGGAUCUGUCACAAACAGUCAGUUGUCCGUCUCCUCGGCGCUAGACAAGAACGACCCGCAAGAUGGCGCUGGGAGACUGCAUGGAGUUGUACCAUGGAGACCAGAAGCAGACGACAGCAACCCCUGGAUACAGGUGGACCUUAACGUAACCUCUACAAUAGUGGGGGUCAUCACGGAAGGCAUCAGGCAACAAGGAUCGCCGUAUUACGUCACAAGUUUCACCGUCAGUACGAGUCUGGACGGAGUCAAAUGGUCACCACACACAGACCCGUCUUCAUACAGGGAUAUUCAAUGCACUGUGACCAGAGUCAAGCCAACCACCACACGUUUUCAAUCUGCGCUAACUGCGCGGUACUUCCGACUGUACCCGACCAACUCCACCGUCCCGGGUGACAUACGGCUCAAGCUGGACCUCCUCACGUGUAAAGACGACUGUUCGCACCUGCGGGCGCCAUGUCUGUACAACAGCACCUGUACCAACGAUCAAGGUGUGCACGACUUCACCUGCACCUGUCAGGACGGUUUCCAUGGAGACAGGUGUGGACAGCUGGACAAAUACCGCACCUGUGCAGUACCACUCGGUCUGGGGACGUUGGCGAUCUCAGACUCCCAGAUCUCCGCCUCCAGCCAGAAGAACGGCGGUGUGGGUCCGGAGAUGGCCCGCCUCAACCUCCGCAAGGGAGGCUGGCGCCCCGACCUGGCAGACUCCCAACCCUGGCUACAGGUGGACCUGCUCCGCCCAACAUUGGUGACUGGAGUGGUGACGCAAGGCCGCACGGGAACAUGGGUAGAGACGUACAAGAUAGGCUAUAGUGACGUCAAGGAUGACGGGUCUUUCGUCAUGUACAAGAACCCGGAUGGAAGUGACAAGGUAUUUGAAGCUAAUCUGAAUGACGGCGACUCGAUGCGGAAUGACGUCAGCCCGCCCAUCCUCGCACGGUACAUCCGGGUCCUCCCGCACACCUGGAGCCCGCUUGGGAUCAAGCUGCGCCUGGAGCUGCUCACCUGCGACUACAGUUACUGCAGUACUGCCAUGGGUGUACAGAGCGGCGCUGUUACAGACGACCAGAUGACAGCCUCUAGUUUUAAGGGCGGCUACCAGCCCUGGAAAGCGAGGCUAAACGGCACCAGGGCCUGGCAGAUGGACACAGAAGACACGACCCAGUGGCUGCAGGUAGACCUGCGCCGAGCCGUGAUGGUGACCGGGGUGCAGACCCAGGGGCUGGCGGGCGGCAGGGUGGAGUCAUACCGCCUGAUGUAUUCAGUCGACGGCACGACGUUUGUGACGUAUCAGAACAGCACUGGGCAGGACAAGAUCUUUAACGGGCACACUGACGGGGACGCUGUGGUGACUCACGACCUGAGCCGUCCUGUUGUGGCUCGGUACCUGCGGUUUAACCCACAGACAUGGCUGUCCCGGUACCCCCGUCUCCGCGUGGAGGUGCUGGGCUGUAGCGAAAUUCCAGUGACUCCUGCCAACAACGUGACUGUUACACCGCCCCUCACCACUUCAAGCGAACAGCCGAACACUGUUGCCCUGACGACACCGAGGCGGGACACAACACCGGUACCCUCCAAAGCAGUGACGCCGUCCAGAACAGAUACUGAAACGGAUGCGAUUGGAUCCAGUAUCUCCAUGACAGAAGCUGUUUCAACAACUGCAGUACCAACGCCAAGUUGGACAGUAGCCUCCACCCAAGCUGAAGCCUGUAACCAGCCACUAGGGAUGGUGAGUGGCGCUAUUGCCGACAGUCAGCUAACGGCCUCCUCUGCACAGCCUGGGUACGAGGCUUUCAAGGCGCGGAUCAAUGGUACCCGAUCUUGGCACAUGGCCCAGCUGGACACUCAACAAUGGCUACAGGUGGAUCUGGGUCAACUGAAGAUCGUGACGGGAAUCCAGACCCAGGGCAAGUGGGGAGGGCGCGUCACGUCCUACAGGCUACUGUUCCAUGGGCAGGACAUGGCGGGAAACUGGACUGCGUACACACAACUGGGAGGGGGACAGGUUCUGGAAGGCAACUCAGACGGAGAUUCUAUCGUCCAACACGACCUGCACGUUCCCAUGGUGACCAGGUACAUGCGCGUCAACCCGGUCACGUGGCCAGGUGUGCUGCCCCGCCUGCGGAUGGAGCUCCUAGGGUGUAACA